GGGGGAGAGAGCAGCGCUGGAAGAAGGCGCAUCACUGGGGAGAGCGGGUGGCGCUCCGCCGGAGAAGCCGCGGGGCGAUGCCCCGAGUGCUGGUCGUGGGGUCGGGUCUGACGGGCGGUCUGUGCGCUCGGCUUUUGAGCAGAGAAAUGAGAGACGGAGUCAAAUUGGUGGUCUGGGACAAAGCCGCGGGUGCAGGAGGAAGAAUGAACACAAGCAGAAGUCCUAUUGAUCCAAACUGUACAGCUGAUCUGGGAGCACAGUAUAUAACUGCAACACCAUAUUAUGCGAAAAAGCACCAAAGUUUUUAUGAAGAAUUGUUGUCACAUAGCAUUUUGAAACCAUUACUCAGCCCCGUGGAAGGUAUGAUACGAGAAGAAAAAGGAAUCUCCAACUAUAUGACACCACGAGGGGCCUCUUCUAUCGUCAAGUAUUAUCUCACUGAAUCAGGAGCAGACGUGUUGUACAACAUUCAUGUCACCCACAUCAACCUCAAAGAAGGGAAGCUGGAAGUCUGCAGCAAAUUGGGCCUUUCAGAAAUGUUUGAUGCAGUUGUCCUCACUAUGCCUGUUCCACAAAUUCUUCAGCUUCAAGGACAUAUUGAAAAUUUUAUCAACAAAACUCAAAGACAGCAACUGGAAGCAGCAAGUUACUCCUCUCGUUUUGCUUUGGGACUUUUCUAUGAGUGUGGCACACACUUCGAUGUUCCCUGGGCAGCGAAGUAUAUCUCCGAGAAUCCCUGCAUACGUUUCAUCUCCAUCGAUAAUAAAAAACGUAGUUUAGGUCAGAGCACCAUCUAUUUCUCUUUGUCAGAAUCUCCCCAAAUUGGAUCCUCCAUAGUUGUCCACACCAGUGUUCAAUUUGGAGCUGAACAUAUCAAUAAAGAUAGGAAGGUGGUGGAGCCUCUGAUCCUUGAACAACUUCAGCAACUUCUGCCAGGAUUACCCCAGUCUACCAGCACUAAUUGUCAAAAGUGGAGACACUCUCAGGUUACCCAUGGAGUCUUGAACUGCCCAGGCUACAUGACUCUUCACAUUCAGCCUCUUCUCGUGUGUGGUGGUGACGGCUUUACACGGUCAAAUUUCGAUGGUUGCGUGGAGUCUGCCUUAACGAUUUUGGAUGUAUUCAAAUCUAAUUUUUAAAAGACUGUAUUUUACUGUGACUCUUAAAUGUUUCACUUUGUCUCUGAUUACAUUCACUACUAUAAAACGCAUUGCUCAGAAAUGAAGGAGUGCUACUCAGUUUAUAGAUGAAAUCAAUCACCCAAGAGAAUUCAGCACAUAGAUCAGAUUUGCAUGCGAGUUUAAAAAUAAUGGCAAAAUGUUAUACCUUCUGCACUCCAGAGAGACUGCACUGAGUACAUUGUAAGAAACUGAUGAACAAUUGUAUGUCAUGUUAUUACAUGUGCACCAUUUCAGGCUAAUAUUCAGAUAUUUUACAAAGUGGAAUUAUCAGGCAAAUUGUUCCAUGUGUCAUGAGCAGCUUAAAAAGGGGAAAACUAGUAGCAUUUCAUCACUCAAUCAAAUGCAUUAUGUACCGUUCAUUUGAGUCAUUCCUUAAAGUAUGCAGGCAGAUACAAAACAUCUCUUUAACUUCUGCUGAAUGGUUUCUCUGACCUUCUGCUGAAUCUGCACAAUGUUACUUUUAAAACAAAGCAACAGAAUUAUUUUGUUCAAUUUUAGCUGUCACGGCGGCUUUCGAAACCCAAUUUGUUUUAGUUUUGCAGACAUUUUUGGCCAUUGAAAUACAAAAUCAUCAUUCUGUCUGGCCCCAAUUUAUGAUUUUCUGUGGAUCUGAGACUUCAGCAUCCAAUGUACUUUUUAAUCCAUUGUGUGAGGAGAAAUGUAAAACGCAGAUUGAUUUCAACAGUGCUUAUUUGGAUUUUGCAAGUGAAACUGGCGUGGUUUACAGUGAAAUUGAGAGUAUGUCACAUUAAUUUGCAGUUAUCUCUGUGAGGAAAUGGAGAGAACAUUUAAAAUGUGCUGGCAUCAACACAUCCCAAAAGACUGCAGGUUUCAUCUGACACAUUUUGUUAAAAUACUGCUGAGACCUAGUAUUUGAAUUCUUUUGUGCAGCACUUGCCAAUAAUGUAAAUAGUUGUAGAUCUGCACUCGUCAUUCACAUCAUCCAAUGGAGACUUCUUCAGCUAAGCAACUGGUGAACAUGAGCCAAGCAAGACUCCCCUUUUUAUAUUAAAGAAAGAUACUUUGUGUAGAAACAAGUGCCAAGAUUAUUUCCUAUAACAGAAUUUUAUGACUAAAUUGGUCAGUUACCAGUAAGAAGUGAAGAUCAA
Molecule: messenger RNA, 2290 nt
Organism: Callorhinchus milii (elephant shark)
Lineage: Eukaryota; Metazoa; Chordata; Chondrichthyes; Chimaeriformes; Callorhinchidae
Gene: rnls
Product: renalase, FAD-dependent amine oxidase
Exons: 7
Coding region: 78-1139 (353 amino acids)
Cellular component (GO): extracellular region
Molecular function (GO): oxidoreductase activity, acting on NAD(P)H
Source: RefSeq, a predicted model, not a curated record